Messenger RNA from Mesoplodon densirostris (Blainville's beaked whale), 7966 nucleotides. It is a transcript of the gene CFAP46, whose product is annotated as cilia and flagella associated protein 46. The transcript is spliced from 59 exons. Gene Ontology annotation, biological process: cilium movement involved in cell motility; axoneme assembly. NCBI's taxonomy places the organism in Eukaryota, Metazoa, Chordata, Mammalia, Artiodactyla, Ziphiidae. The record is from RefSeq and is a predicted model, not a curated record. Bases 32 to 7966 code for a protein of 2644 amino acids.
UUGGGCAACCGGCACCUCGGACGCCGGCGCCAUGGAUCCGGUCAUAAGACAGGAGCUGGCCCGCGCCGAGAGCCAGCAGGAUGCUGCAUCCCUGAACAGGGCUUAUCAGUUGAUCAAGUCCGCCAACCUGGGGAAGUCAGAGUUUGACCCCACAGAAAGCUUCAGCCCCGACCUGUUUGUUUUGUGUGCAGAACAGGCCCUGAAGAUGGGGCAGCUCGAGGUGAGCAAGGACUGCAUCCGGAUGUACUUCAAGGUGAAGGGGCCGGUCACCCAGUUUCUGGGCCGAGCGCACCUGUGCAGGGCCCAGCUGUGUGCUCCCAAGUCUGCCGAAAACAUGGAGGAAUUUGAAAAUUGCGUGACUCAGUAUAUGAAGGCAAUCAACUUUGCGAAAGGAGAACCAAGGUAUUACUUCCUGGUGUAUAACGCGUCGGUCCUCUACUGGCAAAUGGUGAGGCCAUUUCUCAAGCCUGGGUAUCAUCACCACCUGAUCCCCAGCCUCUCCCAAAUCGUGAGCGUGUUGACUCAGACUGAGGAGGAGGACAAGGACUGGCCGGCAGAGCUGACACUGGAGCUUCUGGAGUGUUAUCUACAAGCUGGAAAAAACGAGGAGGCCGCGAAGUUUUGUGCCACUGUAGCACCAUUCAUCAAGGCUAAUGCGCCACAGAAAUAUCGACAAAUAUUUGCUCUUAUGGUCCGACAUGAAUUAAUGGAUGAGCUUCAGUUAAAGGAAGAAAAGAGAAGUUCUAUUAGCCUGUCUGUCACUUUCCAGAUUAAUAUGCUGAAAGCAAAACUGGAUAAAAACGAUUUAUCUGAAGAUAUCAACAAAAUUCUGGAGGAUACCUAUAAAUGUUUAAGUUAUUACAAUCACCAGCACUUUCCUUCAAUCAGAGAGGAAAAAAUUCUUUUGCUUUUUGAAUUAGCUCAUCUUUCUCUGAUCUUGAAAUGUGGGGAGAUCACCUCUGACUGCCUCUCAGACUUGAAGAAGAUGGACAGCAAAGAUCCCAGGAAGCUAAUUGAAAUCGAAUGCCUGGAGUGUGAAUUGGAAGCUGUAAGACUUGCAAAUAAAAUUAAAAUCUACACCCGAGAGGCUGUGGAGACCCAGCUGAAUAUAGUACAGAGACUGGACGUGGUGCUCCAGCGAGCUGUACGCCUGGGCGACCCGCAGGUCAUGCACGUGGUGUGCGCCACGCAGUGGAACACGUGCCUCCCGCUGCUGCAGCACGACCUGCGACACCACCUGCGGAAGUCGCUGACCAGCAUCGCAGAGGUCCUGGAGAAGGUGGACAGCCUCAUGGUCCUGUUCCGUUGCCAAGUGCACAUGGAGAUGGCCUACAUUGAGGAGGAUGAGGACCGGCUGGAGCCUGCCCUGGAGCACCUGAAGAAGGCCAUGCUCCUGGACACCCUGGGCCUCUACCAGGACAAGCUCAAGAUGGCCUUCAACCGCCUGCACCUCUGCACCAUGCUGUACCAGGUCCCCGAGCGCGCCGAGGACAAGGCCACCUUGGCCAUUGAGCAGGCAAAGAAAGCGAUGCCCGAGGACAGUGUGCGCAAGAAGCGGGCGCUGCUGGUGAGCGCGGGCCUGGCCCUGGCUCCUGACGCCUUCCAGGUCGUGCUCGACAGCGAGAACGAGGCCAAAGUUUCCACCGGGAAAGAGCGGGGCCGCUUCACCUACCUGUAUGCGAAGGCGCGGCAUCACUCCCUCAGCGUGGACGAGGCUGCGGGGCAUGUGCGGCGCCUGCGGGGCUGGAACGACAAGGAGAGGGUACAGAUCUGGGCCGAGCUGGCCAAGGUGGCCCGGAAGCAGGGCGUGUGGGAUGUGUGCCGGGCGGCCAGCCGCUUCUGCCUCGUGUAUGACGUCGGCAAAGUGGAGCGGCAGGCGAGGCUCAAGCGAGGGAAGAAGAAGAGGGGCGGGGACGGCGCGGGGCAGGACUCCUCGGGCCAGUCGGACGCCACCCUGCAGACGCAGGGGUCCCCCAGCCUGCUGCGCAAGUUCGCGGAGGUGGGGUUCAUCAACGCCGAGGCCACCGUCCACCUGCUGCGAUCAGAGGGCGUGUGGCUAAAUGACCGUCCCACGCCCCCUGAGGACCUGAGUCAGCACCCGGAGGGCUACAUACCCGAGUCCCCAGAGGACAAUGCCGAGUGGAUCACAUACCGGACCUGGAUAGAGGGCCUGUCGCAGUGCGCCAUGAACAGCUGGCUGCGCUCGGCGGACAUCGGGCGGAAGAUACAGGAGGCGUGGAUCGCGCAGAACGCCGUGGUCUACGUCCUGAACCACAACCAGCACCUCAUCACGGCCGGCCGGCAGGGGGAGCUCGUGGACGCCUUGUACCACCUCCUGGGCAUCGUCAAGGCCGUGGGCCACAGCGGAGACUUGAUGCUGCUGGCGAUGCUCUGCAGCACCCUGGCGCGAGGCCUGAUCAUCACCUGGAUCCCAGCCCCGACGCCAGAGAAGUCUAGAAGACACGCACGCUCAAACCCACUUCAUACACCGCUGGACCCCGAGGCCGCCUCUGAAGUCAGGACCGCAGUGGAGGUCUGCGAGUUCGCCCUGAACCUGACCAGCGGGACGGUGCCUGAGGAGGUGGUGCCCAUCAGUGCCCGGCAGCAGCUCAUCACCACGUGGGUGAAGGCCAAGCAGCUGCUGCAGCAGCAGAUUGGGCCGCGCCUGGGCACAGACGAGCAGGGCACCAACGAGGACAUCACCUCGGUGACCAGAGUCCUCGUGGCUCUGGAGAUGUACUCCUGCAACGGGCUGGGCCUCGUGGACUUCACUGUGCCCCCCUUGGCUCAGCUGGUGAAGAUGGCCUUGGAGUGCAGCUGGUCGGACCCCCUUGUGGAGCUGCAGACCCUGACGCGGCUGACCCACUUCACCUACGUGGCCCGGGACCACGAGGCCACCGUGACCUGCUCACAGAAGGCCAUCCAGACAGGCAUCAAGCACCUGCAGGCCUUCAGUCCGGUGGAUGCUGAGUUGGUGGCGGAGAUGCUGAGCACCGCAGCCUGCAUCCAGGGCAGGAGCAUCAUGGAUAACCUCAAGGGCCGGAAGCAGCUGCGCCUGACGGCCGCCAAGGCCUUCAUAGAGAGUGCGAGGUUUGGGGGCAUCGCGGGGAGCAGCGCCCUGGUGAUGCAGGCCGCCCGACACUUCUGGAACACCUGGCUCCCACUGCUGUCCUCUGCGGUCAACAGGAAGAAGUGCAAGAGUGCCACUCAGAGGAUCAUCAGCAUCAUCAACGAGACGGAGGCCAGAAAGCAGGAAAAAGGGAAGACGCUGCUUCUGCACCAGUGGCCCACAGCCGACUUCCAAAGUGGAGGGACGACGGAAGGGUGUUUCCUCUCAGGGGCCGAGGAUGACCUGACGCUUAGGGCCGCGCUCUACGGCCUGCUGUUCCACAGCCACGCUGACCAGCAUGACUGGGAGGGCUGCCUCAAGGUGCUGGAGGAGGCCCUGCGGGUGCUGCCGCGGACGGCACACCGCCUCUUGAUUUUCAAACAUAUGGUCAUUGUGAAGGCUAGACUCGGCCAGAACUUCAUGAUGGAAAUUCAGAAAUUCAAAGACCAGAGUGAGGAGUAUCUGGCACACAUGUGGCAGCGCCUGGCCCUCAACUCCAAGAGUGUCUCCGGGGAGCUGAUGUGCUACCACCAUGCCAUCCAGGCCCUGCAGAAGCCGGAGAGUGAGUGGCAGAAGGUUGACUGCAUCAUGGAAUUCAGCGAGUGGCUGUACCACAAACAGUUUCCUCUCGAAGACGUCAUCUUCCACCUGGAGUGGGCGAUUGACAUCCUGCUGAGGAUGCAGCCCGACAGGGGCUCCCCGGAGCCGGCAGGUGCGGGGGCCACAGGUGAGCGGCACAAUGAAGAGCAGGUGUCCACUCCGGCGGCCCCAGAGGGCUCGGGGCCCCCCUCCCUGGAGAAGCUUCGGAAUGUACGGCAGCUGGAGACGCUGGCCCGCGCCUACACACUGCUGGCCCUGGUGGUGACCCCGAGCGCCGCCAGCCACCGGGACCACUGCCUCAUGGCCUACACCUGUCUCCGCCGCAUCUGGCAGGUUUCUUUAUUAACAGCAGGAAAAUCAAUUUCAGAAAGUAGAAUUCCAGCAGCAGUGAGUUCACAUUCGUUGUUGCUUCAAAAGGAGAAGGAGAAAAGCAAAGACAGAGAAAAAGACAAGGACAAGGACAAGGACAAGGGCAGAGAGAAAGACAAGGACAGGGACUCGAAGCAGGUGACCGUGCCCUCCCGGGUGGCCAGGCUCUGCCCCAACCGCCCUCAAGGCUCCUCAUCCCAGAUGCUGGGCAGCAGAGGGCAGGGCCGUCCUGGCUGCUCUCUUCAAAGCCCCACUCCUGGCAAACGCCUUGAAGACGUACCAGCAAGCAUAGAAGAGUGGGCUUCCUACGCUUGCCCCGAAGAAGCCAUAUCAGUAUUUAAACAGGAUCAGAGCAACUUUGCCGUCAACCCAUCAACUCUCCAGAAGCCGACGUACAGUUUAUACUAUCUGGACCACUUGGUCGAGGCCCUGCAGAAGGUGUUCCUUCACGAGCUCACCAUCCCGGUCCUGCAGUUGGGGGUACUCAUUGCAGCCUCCGUGGUCGACAGCAAGAGCCUCAAGGACCUCUACCACCUCCGACUUGCCCUGGUUUGUUCUGACUUGAAGUUGAGGGAAGCAGCCACUUUCCACGAGGAGGUGGUCGGGCACGCCUACAUCUGCGAGGUGGAGCAGGCGAGCUGCAGAAAAGAAAUUGCCUUGAAAAAGGAGAAAAAUAAGGAACCUCUAUUAGAAGAAAGUCUGCCAGCACUGAGCGAGCCCCCCACUCCAGCCCAGCGAGCAGAGAUGAAGCCCCUCGUAGCAAAGGAUAAGACUUUGAAGAUAAACGGAGAGACCGGCAGGGGCCUGGAUGGAAUGUCCUUCCCGCAGUUGUGGACCCUCAAGGCUGAAGUCCUGCUGGAGCUGGACCUGUACCAGCCUGCGCGGCUGCUCCUGUCAGAGGCGUACCUGGCCUUCCAGGAGCUCGACGAUCCUUGUGCAGAAUCGAAAUGCCUGCACCUGUUGGCACGGUUGGCAAACAAGGAAAAGAAGUAUGGGCAAGCCAGGAAGAUGAUCGAGAAGGCCCAGCACCUGGGGGGCGGUGAGCAGUUCUGGUACGAUUCCACCCUGACCCUGGCGGACACGCUCCUGUCCACCGAGAAGGAGAGGAGAGAGGCAGUGGUCUGCCAGCUGUUCGAGAAGCUCAUGGAUACCUUCAACGUUCUUAAGAAGGAGAGACCGAACCGAAUGCCCGUAUUGGAAUUCAUGACCACAGACCUAGAAGCCAGGUGUGUGAGCCUCCAGAUCAAAGCCGUCCAGGAGCCGGUGGACUGUGAGCCCCUCCAGAACUCGUUUCUGCCGAUGGAAAUGGAUGAUCGCUUGUUGGAGAUUGAGGAAAAGUUUACCAACAUUGGCCACAAGGAGAAGUGUGUGGACAUCAAGCUGGAGCGCGCCAAAAUGAAGAGGUUAUCUGCCCAAAAUGAGAAAGAUGAAGAACGGAAAACUGCAUGUUACUUGGAAGCAUAUGACCUGGUCCAGAGAGCUGCUGCGGAAGAGGAAGAGCUGUUCCACCGUAUUCAGGGCUCACUGUCCCUUCAGGGUUUACAGAACGUCAGCACCCCUCUGAUGAGGAGGCUGGCGCACCUCAAGCUCAGCCUCGUGGAGGUGUGUCUGGACACGCUCCAGCUCAUGUGGGAGGAGACCCUGGAGCGGCAGCUGGAGCAGGGCUCCGUGGACAAGCUGCUGGCCGACUACCUGCAGAGCCCCAGUGACUACACUUGUGUCGGCCUGAGGUGGUUCACCCUGAAGCGGACCCUGGCGCACACCGUGCUGGCCCAGCUGGGGAGCCUGCAGCCACUGUGCGCCGGCUGCGUGGAGCUCCGCGCCCAGCUCCUGGGCCUGGCCGGGAAGGCCCUGCACCUGUUGGCCGUGCACGCAGACCCCCUGCGCCCCGCCUUCUACUGGGAGGAGGGCCUCUUGGGGGGUGCUGAGCUGAGCAGCCUCAAGUGUCUGGAGAUCAUCCAGGAGGACGAGGACCGCAAGGGGCCCUACGGCGGCCUGCUGGCCUUCAGGGCCACCCCCGAGGGGCACAGCAGGAAAGGCUGGGAUCUGAAGAGGAGGAUGGCACUAGCCCAGCGGUACCUGGCCCAGGCGUCCGAGGUGCUGCUGCAGUGCCUGCAGGUAGCCCUGGGCAGCAACCUCCUGGACAUCGCCGCAGCCGCCAGCCUGGAGAUGGUGGAGUGCGUCGGCACCCUGGACCCCACGGCCACCUGCCAGUUCCUGGCGCUGUCUCAGAGCUGCUCGGCCUCGGAGGAGAUGCGAGAUGUCCUGCUCACGGCCACAGCCAACACCAGCAGCUCACAGCUGGCCGCGCUGCUGCAGCUCCAGCACAGGCUGAGGUGCCAGGAGAGGACGUCCACCAACCUGUUUGCCAGCGUGGAGCAGAGACUGGCCGCCAUAUCCAAGGCUUGGCAGAAUCUCUGGGUCACCGAACAGCACUUUAACUUCUUGAGUGAAAUCCCUCCUACUUUUCGGAUCCUCUUUCUGCACCACUCACGGGACAGGACCCAUCUGUACGGCGCUGCCUACGAGAAACCCAAGUGCAUCCCUGCAGCCAAAGGCAAAGUGCUCCAGGUCGGGGGCUCCUGCAAGGUGGCUCGGGUGGCCGUGAGCCCGGCCGCCUUCUCCUCCCUGUUGGCCAGUGCCCAGCAGUUCCGGGAGCACGCCCAGGCCGAGGCGCACAGUGAGGACACGGCCCUGAGCCCAGGCUUGAAGGAGUCAGAAGGCGUGCCCCUGAGCAGGGAAGAACACUCUCUGCAGAGGCUCGCGGAGGUCGUGAAGCCCAUGGAGGAGUAUCUGAGGCCGCUGUUCCCGCUGCUCAGCUGCCCCCCGGAAGCCAGAGCACCAAUUCCCACAGUUGUUUCGGAUUUGGGAAAAUACAAGGGCAAAGACAAGGAGAGGAAAGCGUCCCCGCCUCAGGUGCAGCCCGAGGUCGCAGACAACAUCAUCCUGAUCGCUGACAGGCCCCUUCUGGAGCUGCCAUUAGAAGGUCUCUCUGUGUUCGAUGAAGGGAUGAUCUCCUCCGUGUCACGAGAGUUUUCUCUCCAGAUGCUGUGGAACCGCCUGCAGAGAAAGGAGACAGAAGGGAACGUGAAAAAGGAGAGCAGAGGUAAAGGUCGCAGACAGAGAAGCACAGCAAAGAAGGGAGCAAAGGGCAUCGUGUCCCGGAUCAUCCCCCCGCACUGCAUCGCGGUCGACGCGGACAACUUCAGGUUCGUUGUGGACCCCUACGAGGAGGCCCGAGGCCCAGAAAUGCUGACUCCUGUCUCCGUGACCCGGGAAAUUUUGGAAAGAUUCCGAGACACGUUCACUGCGAGAUGGGCGGGGCAUCUGGGGAAGAAGCAGUUUCCCAGCCAGGCCGAGUGGGAGCAGCUCCUGGGCAGAUGCGGAGGCUUUUUCUUCUACGGGAUGGAGAGCUUCCUGUCCCACAUAUUGGUAGAAAGGUUGGCCGCCAUGAACUUGGAAGAGUGCCAGAUGGUGGUCCUGCUGGACCUGGCGCGGUCCUACGAGAGCAUGCAGCGCCGCGUGGAGUCCUCGGAGAACAAGAGUGCACCCCAACUGUCCUUGGAGGGGCCCAUCGAGACGGCCGUCCUCCUGAGCCUGGUGGGGGUCGGGAGCAUCGUGGCGAACCAGUGGCCGACGGUCCUGCGGGACAACGCGAUGCGGGCCAGCAUCCUGUGGGAAAAUCUGUUGACAGCUGGCAAGCCGAUCGGGAGAACGACCCGCCUCCUUCAGAAGAGGGGAACCGGUGAAACUGUCAACCACGAUGAGGCCCCGCAGACCUGGAAGGACAGGCUGGUGCUCUUCCGGCCGCAGCCACAGGGCUCGGAGCGGCUCCCCGUCACCCUCAACCUGGUCCUCUACGGGCUGCCGCACCAGGCCAUCGUGUGA